AUGUCAGUAAAUGAAAAUUUACCAGUAAUUUGGAAUGCUAAUAAAGUUCGUGAUACAUUUUAUGAUUAUUUUAAAUCAAAAAAUCAUACUUUUAUUAGUUCAUCUCCAGUAGUGCCAUAUGAUGACCCUACUCUGUUAUUUGCGAAUGCUGGUAUGAAUCAAUUUAAAUCAAUUUUCCUAGGUACUGUCGAUCCUACUUCAAAACUUUAUGAUUUAAAGAGGGCUUACAACUCACAGAAAUGUAUUAGAGCCGGUGGGAAACAUAAUGAUUUAGAAGAUGUUGGGAAAGAUUCUUACCAUCAUACUUAUUUCGAAAUGUUGGGAAAUUGGUCAUUUGGUGAUUAUUUUAAAAAUGAUGCAAUUGUAUAUUCCUGGGAUUUGUUAACAAAUGUUUAUAAAAUUCCUAAGGAUAGACUUUAUGUUAGUUAUUUCGAAGGUGAUGAAAGUCAGGGAUUGGAACCAGAUUUUGAGGCAAGAGAUAUCUGGCGAUCGGUCGGAGUACCUGAGGACCAUAUUGUCCCAGGUAACUUAAAGGAUAACUUCUGGGAAAUGGGGGAAGAAGGCCCUUGUGGACCUUCUUCCGAAAUACAUUACGAUAGAAUUGGAGGUAGAAAUGCAUCCCAGUUAGUUAACAAAGAUGACCCUAACGUUUUAGAGAUUUGGAACCUAGUUUUUAUUCAAUACAAUAGAGAUUCUGAACGUAAAUUAAAGGCAUUGCCAGCCAAACAUGUUGAUACAGGUAUGGGAUUUGAAAGAUUGGUGUCUGUUCUUCAGAAUGUUAAUUCUAAUUAUGAUAUCGAUCUGUUCACCAAAAUAUUUAAACGUAUACAGGCGAUUACGAAUGCCAGAGAGUAUACUGGAAAAUUUGGAAAAUAUGAUGUAGAUGGUGUGGAUACAGCUUAUAGAGUACUUGCAGAUCAUGCAAGAACAUUGACGUUUGCAUUAACAGAUGGUUGCAUUCCAAAUAAUGAAGGUAGAGGGUAUGUUAUAAGACGUAUCUUAAGAAGAGGAGCUAGAUAUGCUAGGAAAUAUAUGAAUUACUCAAUAGGUGAUUUUUUCUCUAAAUUGAUACCUCAAGUCAUUGAAGAAAACAAAUCAAUUUUCCCUGAAGUUUCAAAAGAUUUCAAUUAUAUUAAAGAAAUACUAGAUGAGGAAGAAGCAUCAUUUGCUAAAACAUUAGAUCGUGGCGAAAAGCUGUUCGAAAAAUAUGCCUCAGAUGCUUCUAAACUCGAUUCAAAGACCUUAGAUGGCCUGCAAGUAUGGAGAUUAUAUGAUACAUAUGGAUUUCCUGUUGAUUUGACAGAGUUGAUGGCCCAAGAGCUGGGAUUAAAUAUUGAUGUUCCUGGAUUUGAAAGAGCCAAAAAGGACUCAUAUGAAGCUUCCAAGAGGGCAUCAAAGAAAUAUGAUAUUGACUUGUUUAAGUUAGAUGUUCAUGAUAUCUCGAAAUUAAAUACAGAUGCAGUUCCUAAAACAAAUGAUAAAGACAAAUACGAGACUACUGAUGUAAUGGCUACUGUUCUAAGAAUUCAUGACGGAUCUGAGUUUUUAGAUGUUGCCGCAGAUAAAGAUAAAAAGUAUGGUGUUAUUUUGGAUAAAACUUGUUUCUAUGCAGAGCAAGGUGGUCAAAUAUACGAUAACGGUAAAUUAAUAAUUGAUGGAAAAACUGAAUUUAAUGUUGAAAAUGUACAGGAGUUUAACGGAUACAUUCUUCAUAUCGGAACUUUAAUGGAUGGAAAACUUUCAACUAAUGACAAAGUUGUCGCAUCUUUUGACGAAUUAAGGAGGUUUCCAAUACGUAAUAAUCAUACUGGGACACACAUUCUAAAUUUUGCAUUAAGAGAUGUUUUAGGGAAAGAUGUGGAACAAAAAGGUUCAUUAGUAACUCCCGAAAAGUUUAGAUUCGACUUUUCUCACAAGAAACCCCUGACACUUGAUGAAAUCAAAGAAAUUGAGAUGAUAUGUGAUACCUUGAUUGUCAGUAAGAAACCUGUCUUCUAUAAAAAUGUCCAGCUAAAUGAAGCCAAGCGUAUAUCAUCUAUCCGUGCUGUAUUUGGAGAGUCUUAUCCCGAUCCAGUACGUGUGGUUUCCAUUGGUCAACCUGUUGAAAAAAUUUUGGAAGAUCCUACUGAAACAAAUUCAUCAGAAUUUUCAAUUGAGUUCUGUGGCGGAACACAUGUAGCUAAUACUGAAGAUAUCCAAAAAUUAGCAAUAAUAGAGGAAACCGGUAUAGCUAAAGGUAUCAGAAGAAUAACUGCUGUAACUGGUCCAGAAGCAUUUAAUGCUCAAAGAAUUGCAGAGCAGUUCAAUGGAGAACUAGAUGACCUGAACUCACUACCAUUUUCUGACGCAAAGGAUAAGAAGAUCAAAGAAUUAGGAUUUAGUCUAAACCAAUCUACUGUCUCAGUUUUAUCUAAACAUUUAUUAAGAGAAAAGUUUAAUAAGAUAGAAAAAAAAUAUAAAGAAGAAUUAAGGAAAAAAAAUAAAUUAGAAGCUAAAGUAAUUCUUGAUAAAGUGCAAGAGUAUUUUAACACCAACAAAUCGUCCAAAUUUUUUGUAUACGCAUUCGAUAUACCUGCAAAUUCUAAAGCAAUUACGGAUGCCAUUAAUUAUAUCAAAAAUUCUAAUAAUGAUAAAUCCAUCUAUCUUUUAAGUGGUGAUAUAAAGGGUAAUAAAUUAGCACAUGGGUGUUACUUGUCUGAUGAUGCUAUUUCCAAAGGCAUAGAUGGAGAAGAAUUAGUUAAAGUUGUCACAACACUAAUUGGUGGUAAAGCUGGUGGUCGUAAAAAUAUAUUUCAAGGUGUCAGCACUUACAAUGAUAAUAUAAAUGAAGUAAUUGACAACAUUACUAAAAUAUUCUCUGAAAAACUAACCUAA
Messenger RNA from Vanderwaltozyma polyspora DSM 70294, 2874 nucleotides. RefSeq lists its product as uncharacterized. Gene Ontology annotation, cellular component: cytoplasm; mitochondrion. The transcript has a single exon. The record is from RefSeq and is a predicted model, not a curated record. NCBI's taxonomy places the organism in Eukaryota, Fungi, Ascomycota, Saccharomycetes, Saccharomycetales, Saccharomycetaceae. Gene Ontology annotation, biological process: tRNA modification; alanyl-tRNA aminoacylation. Gene Ontology annotation, molecular function: amino acid binding; alanine-tRNA ligase activity; nucleic acid binding. Bases 1 to 2874 code for a protein of 957 amino acids.